Brettanomyces nanus is the source of this 1053-nucleotide messenger RNA. RefSeq lists its product as uncharacterized. NCBI's taxonomy places the organism in Eukaryota, Fungi, Ascomycota, Pichiomycetes, Pichiales, Pichiaceae. Gene Ontology annotation, molecular function: ketoreductase activity. Gene Ontology annotation, cellular component: endoplasmic reticulum. Bases 1 to 1053 code for a protein of 350 amino acids. The transcript has a single exon. Gene Ontology annotation, biological process: fatty acid elongation. The record is from RefSeq and is a predicted model, not a curated record.
AUGUUGUGUGCAUUUUCUGAGUUUACAGACAACAAAGUGGUCAUUGGACUUUUGUAUGCUGCCUUGGCAGUGGGAUGUAUCAAACUCACCACUACCACGUUGAGCCUUCUAAGUAUGGUCUUCGACUUAUAUGUACUACCAUCCGUCGAUUUUAGCAAGUACGGGGCCCAUAAAGGCAACUGGGCUGUGAUUACUGGUGCCUCGGAUGGAAUUGGUAAAGAGUAUUCCAGACAGCUUGCCAAGAAGGGAUUUAACGUUGUUUUGGUGUCGAGAACCAAGUCUAAAUUACAGACAGUCGCCAAGGAGAUUGAGGCUGAGUCCAAGGUGGAGACAAGAGUCGUGGCAUUUGAUGCUUCCAAGGAUGUUUCCGAAAACUACGAAGCAAUCAAAGAGACAACAAAGGACUUACCAAUAACCAUUUUGGUCAAUAAUGUUGGAAAGUCUCACUCAAUGCCUGUGUCGUUCUUGGAGACUGAUGAAAAGGAGAUGAAUGACAUCAUCACUAUCAAUGAUAUCACUACCUUGAAAGUUACUAGGGUUGUGACCCCUCUUAUCCUUCAUACUAUCGGUAAAUCCAAAGGUACCAAAGGUACCAGAGGUACCAGAGGCCUCAUCAUUAACAUGAGUUCAUUUUCCGGUCUCUUUCCUUCUCCAAUGUUAGCAACUUACGCAGGAUCCAAGUUCUUUUUACAAGGUUGGUCUGCUGCAAUUGCCGGUGAAUUGAAGCCCCAAGGAAUCGAUGUCGAAUGUGUUCUCUCGUAUUUAGUGACUUCUGCCAUGUCCAAAGUCAGAAGAACAUCUGCUACAGUUCCUAAUCCUAAGCAGUUUGUUGCCUCUACAUUAAGAAACAUUGGAAGAAGAGUUGGUGCACAGGAAAGGUUUGCUACAAUUACUCCUUAUCCAAGCCAUGCUGCGAUGCAUUGGAUGGUCGCCAAUACAGUUGGUGUCUUCUCCAAGGUGGCCAAUAACAUUAACUUGACUAUGCACAAGUCUAUCAGAGUGAGAGCACUCAGAAAACAGAAGAGGAUCGCCGAAAAUACGCUUAAGCACUAA